AUGUUUUCUAGCGGUGGAAGGCGCAGCUCGCUGCGCGCAAAGACGCCUGGCAGAACAGACUUCAGGACCCCUGGCCCCUCGCGAUUCAGUGUAGUUCCAGGUGGGGAAGAGGCGACGCCAGCGGCCGUGCCGAGGCGAUUCAUGGACUUUGAAAGGCCUUCCUCUGAAGCAAGAGGUGCUUUGAAUGAGCAAGCACAGGGAAAUGCGGCAGCUGAAAGUUCCAGAGUCCGUCGCACCUUGGAUGCCCAGCAAGCGGACAAGGCACAACCCGCACCAUUCGAUGGAGGAAUGAGGAGGGAUGGCGGUGCAGUUGAUGGUAACGGCCCUGAUAGCAAUGCAGUCCCACUCCGGCCAGACGAUGGGAAGGUUUCAGACACUGGCUUAGCUGGUACUUCCAGAAACUCGGAACGUUCGCAGAUGAGGGACAAUGCGCCGGGCAGGCGUGCUAUGUUUGACUCCCCUGGUACAGCCAUCCUUGCAGAGGAAUUGCAUGCAAGGGAGGCGGCCCGAUCGAUUCGUGUCUGGACAGCUGUCAACGAGUCUGUCGGAGUGUCUGUGGACCGCAGGGAAGAGAAUACAGAGCGUGCUCUCACGGCGGUUAAUCCGAGUGGUGAGGAAGAGGUCUGGAGGAGGUUCCGAGGGGCGGGGGCUCUGGACGAGGAGGUGCUUGUAAGAAGGGAGAAGGAAGAGCUGCAACGGCAGCUUGACGAUGUGGAAAGAGAGCUGGCAGAUUACCGCUACAAUCUGGGCGUCCUCAUCCUGGAGCACAAGAAAUGCAAGCCCCAGAUCGAUGAGCUGGAAAAAGCGCUGCAAAGGACGAGGGAGGAGCUGCAAAAGGAGGGCCGCAGCCUUCAGCUAGCACUGGAUGAUGUCACCAGACGAGAGGACGGGCUGCGGGCCAGCCUCAAGGCAGAGCGGACGGUCAUUGCUGAUCUGAAACAGUCGCUGGAAGAGAUGCAUGCCAAGCUGCAAGCAGAGGAGAAGAGCUCCCGAGAGCGGUUGGCCCGGGCACAAGAACUAGAGGCGGGAGCCGUUAAGGACCGUGAGCGCUCGGAAGAACUGUUCGAGAAGGCCGCCAGGGAUCUGAAGGGGGCACAGCAACUAGAAGAGGGGCUUAAAGUCAGGGAGAGUGAGCUAGACGGGAAACUGCGUGGAUUGGCGGAGAGGGAGGAUGACGCAGCUAGCCGAGAGAAGGCGCUGAAUGAGGGGGAAGCAGCGCUGAAUGCUGGCAAGCGGGAACUGACAGAGAAGGGAAUCAAGCUUGCGGAGAGGAAGAGAAAGGUGGAGGGAGAACUAGAAGAGGAGAGAAAGAAGCUGGGACGGGAACGAGAAGAGGAGGAACUGAGGGUCGAAGCUCUGCGGCGAAGUGUGGAGGGCGAGCGCGAGCAGAUGCAGAAGGAGAUGCAAGCAGAGAAGGAGGCUGCCGAACACGACAUGUCCACUCGCAAGGCUGAGAUCAGCGUGAAGGAGGACAGCUUGGCUGCGCAGGAGAAGGCGCUUCAGAUGUCCCAAGAUGAGCUGGAAAGAAAGCAGGAGGACGCGAACAAGCGCGACCAAGAUCUGGAUCAGCGGGAGAAGUUACUGGGGGACGAGAAGCGCGAGAUGCUGAGGACGGAGGCAGACCUCCGCGAGCAACAAAAGUCUAUGAAUGAGGAGCGGGCUCGUCUGGCGGAGCAAGAAAGCGAGUGGCAGCGUAUUGAGGCGAAGAUCGACGCGCGUGUCAAAGAAAUAGACGCUAGGGAAGCGGCAGUGCAAGCAUUUGAGUCAACAGCCGAGAGCUCUGCAAAGGAACUAGAGGAGGGGGCAAAAGCUCUGCGGGAGAGGCAGGCGGGUCUAGAAGAGAAGGAAGAGGCAGUGCAAAAGAAGGAGGAAGAUCUGGGGAAGUUAGAGAAGCAGCUUAAAGGGAGGGCACAGAUGCUGGAGAGCGAGAGGGCAGCGCUGGAAAGGCGGAAGGGGGAGGACGUCUUGGAGAGGGAACAGGCUGAGAAGAAAGCAGCGCAGCUGGAAAUGGAGGCAGCGGCACUGCUUGACAAGGAGGCGCAGUUGGAAGAGCAGACUCGCCAGCUGGCCAGCAAAGACAAGGAUCUGGCGGCAAGGGAACAUGAGCUGUUAUUGCGAGAGUCGGGCACGGACGAAAAUCUUAGGCAGCAAAAGGAGGAGUUGGAGGCCCAGAGGAGACAAGCGGAGGCAGACGUGGCAAAGCAGUUGCAGCAGCUGCAAGGGGACAGAGCAAAGGGCGAAGCGCUUCUCCAGGCGUCAAGGGCGCAGUUAGAUAAGGAGCGAGCCGCGAUGCAACUAGAGUUGCAGGAGACGCGAGCUUCUUUGGAGAUAGAGUUUCAAACCAAGAUGCUCACCGCCGAUGCGGCGACGCAACGGGCUGCAAAGUCGGAGGUAGAAAAGCGGGUGAAAGAUCUCGAACGCGAGGCUGAGAUCAGGGCAGAAGAACGGGCAACGGUGCGGUUACAGGAGCGGUUAGCAGGAGUAGACUUGGAAGUGGAACGGCGCGUUAGCGCGCAGCUUAAGGAGCGGGUUAGUGAGCUGGAGGUGCGAAACAGAGAAGAGGUGGAGAGGCGGGUCAGCGAGGGGUCGAAGAAGGGAGUGGAGAGAGAAGUUAAGGCGCAGGUUAAGGACGCGGUCAAGAAGGCCAAAGAGGAAGCGAAAGCGAAGUACGAUCAGGAAAGGGGCGCUGCAAUCCAGAAAGCGGUGAGAGAUGCGGAACGGAAGGCUGAAGGGGAAAAGCGGGCUGCGAUUGACAAGGCGGUGAAAGAAGAGCGGAGCAGAACGGCGGGGCAAGCAAGGGCUGUCAGUGAGGCUGAGGGGGAGAAGAGCUCGCUGCAAAACGGUGAGGGUUUGGAGGGGGUUAGUCAGCUAACCGAGGGGGAGCAAGCAGGGGGUCCGAAGGAGGGGGUUCCAAGGAGGAGCUGGUUUGGUUUAGGGUCCCCAAGGCGAGGGGCUCAGCCCUCAGAAGCCAGAGAGAACGAAGAAGGGGAGAGGCAGAUUCUGGUGGACGGAGUGCCGCCUCUUGAGCAGAUUGAUGGCUUGCUGUCACAGGUGGGAAUGGAAACCCCUCCGGUCGCUGUUAACCCCGUCGGGUCAAGCGAGGCUGCCGGGGUAGAAGGCGCAAGUGCUGACGAGGUGGCUGUUCACGCUGAGCCAACGCCAGUUGUCUCUGCUGGUGUGAAUGGGGCUCCCUCGCCUAAGCGCCCGAAACUGCAGAGCAAGCGGAAGCAGCCGGAGACCCCCCCUGAGGAGGCCCCUGAAGAGCGCCCCCUGAAACAGCGGAGAAUCAUAGCGGACGCAGGUCCAGAUAAGCCGGUUUUAGAGGAGAAGCACGGAGGCCCUGUUGAAGCGCUGGGCGCCGCGGUGACGGCUGUGGGACGCGCGGCGGAUACAAUUACGGGGCCUUUCGGCUUUGUUCUGGACGACACAGACCUGGGUUUUGUCCCAGGUCACACUGACAGGAAAGCCCCGCGGGAAGUGAGUGUGAAGAAGCCCCGCUGGAGCCUGUGGCCGGGGUUCCUUUCGCCAAGGAAAGCCAAAGCGGAAGAGGGGGGCCAAGACGGUGCAGGGACGAGCCCCUCAGGAGAGGAAGGGGCGGAGAAAAACCUUCCAGGGGGUCAGGUUGAGGGGCAAAGCAGCCCCCUGCUGGAGAAUGCGAGAAACGACGGGGGAGAGGUUGGCCCGGUUUUGAUGGACGUGCAACAGGGGCCCCUUCCCACAGAAAACGAAACGCCACCUGAGAUGGAUCUGAGAGGAGAUGAGACGAGAGCGGCGGAAGAGCGGGCCACUCGAGUUGCUAAGACCCCCAACACGAGAGUGGGAAGGGCCGUCCUUCCAACCCCCAAACCUGCGCGAACGCCGAAGCCCCCACUGUCCGCAGUGAGAACGAGCAGCCGGUUGCGGGAGCGGACCUUGUCGUCAGAUCUCAAGGGAACCUUAGAGCCGACUUCGGCUACCCAGCUGGCGGGCUCUUCCGGAAAAAGGGGUAAGAGUUCCCCACCCGGAGCGGAUGUUGGUCCAGACGCUCAAUCGCAAGAACCGCCCAAACAAACCGAAAGGGUUUCCCCGCUUACCGACGGGACUCGGAACCAGGCGCCGGGAAAGAGCGCCGAGAUCGCGGGGCGUGAGCAGAGGGAUCCCUCUCCGGCAAAGACGCCCGGCACGGGACCGGCGAGACGGUUGCAGAGGGCUCUGACGGCGGAAGAGCAGGCGAAAAUAGAGCGGAUCAUGGCGCGCCUCGAGGCGGAAGAACGCGCGAUCGCCGCUGACGAAGCGGCGGUGGGGCCGCUGAAUGCGCGUACCUCGCCUGACUUGGCCCCCGAACGUGAAUUCUUAAACGCCGGAUCUGCGGACGGGGCGAAAACCUCAGUGCCUGAACGCGAGGCUGCGAACGCCGACAUUGUGGAUGGCGCAACUGUGAAGGGUUUGGAGAAAGUGAGGGGGGCUCCGGAGACUGGGAAUUCGGGGCUCAAGAAGGCGAAAGUGGCUGUGAAGAGGAGGAGCGGGGAGAGGGCCGGAGCUUCGGGCAAGACAGAUGAGACUCUUCUGAUCGAAGCAGCAGCCGCAAAAAACCAAGAGCUCCCCAACGACGAUCCCCAAGAAGCCCCAGCGCCCAAUCCCAUGGCGCCAGGUGGCGCGUCCGCAGCCGUCGAUGCUGCGGAGCUGCCAACUGUCUCGCCAAGCCCUCCCGGUCCGACAUCCACUCUCCCCCCGAAAACGCCAAAGUCCGCCUUUGGGAGAGCGUUCGACGGCUUCCGGGCGGCGUGGGGCUUUGGGGCGGGAAGCUCUAGAGGGCCUGCCAGCGAGGGGGAUGAGGAGGGAAGUCUGGAGGGUUCCGGGGGCGUGUAUCGGAGCCAAGUCGGGGAGUUGCGGAGCAUCGUGGGCGAUCUGGUAGAGGCUGCGGAUAGAGACGAGGACAUGGAGAUGGGGGGUCCGGAAAGGCUGGAGUUUGGCACCCCCGAAGGGGUGCCGUUCGAUGGGCCAGAGGGGGAGGAGAGAGGGCGAGAGGCGGCGCAGGGAGGGGAGGGGCUCCUAAAUACAUUCACAGAGACAGUCGUCGAGAAAAGCGAGGCGGCAUUGAGAGAAGUGGUUGAGAAGGGGCAAAAAGCGGGGAGCGUGAUUGUCAAGAAGGCGAAAACGGCAGCAUUUGAUCUGAACGAGACAGCAAUGGAGCUAGCGGACGCUGCGGUGGGCGUGUCCGCCUCUGACGUGGCAGAUGACGUCACGCGCUCUGCUGCUGACCUGGCGGAUGACGUCACCGCUCUAGGAGGCGCUGUGGAGGCAACAGUCGGGGGGGUGGCUGACGAACUGACCGGAAACAUUGGGGAGGCACUUGCAGACGAGUUGGGGGCUGUUCACACCCGGGACGCUCAAGGGAAAAGCUUGGUGGAAACUGGCUCCGAUCUGGUGACUGGAGCCUUGGGAAGUCUACAGGGUGCAGGAGCAGCGGGCAGUUCCGCCUUGGCGGCCGAUCCGUCUAGAGGUGCCGAAGGAGGGGCGCGCUCAACGAGAGGGGGGGCAAAAGUCCAGUCGAAAAAGGAGGGGGGAAACGGGGAGGAGCGCAGGGGGAGCAAACGGAAGGCACCUGAGAGCGGAAAGGGGAAGGGGAAGGUGACCGACUCGGAGAACGAAGACGACGUGGGACCCAAACGGGGCAAGGUUAAGAGGCGGGUUAAGCAGGCGGAUUCGGAAGACGAGGCUGGGUUGGUGGACCCGCGGGUGGUGGAGUUUGCGACUAAGUUCAGGGGGGAAGUUGAGGGUGAAGAUACGCCGAGCGAGGGGGGCGGGAAACGGCACUUGCGGGCGGUAGUCGAUCCGAGGGACGGAGAGGAUAUGAGCGCAGGGCUGCGGCGCUACAAUCUGCGGAAGUCGACGCUUGUGAAAAUGCACAUCUGGGAGCCCCGUGGCGCCGACUUCGGCACCGUCAGCACUGGCAGCGAGGGCAUUCACACCAGGGGCGGCGCUUCAUCGACUCCACGCAACCUCCAGCGGUCCGUUUUCGGGGGCGACAAUCCGUUUCUGGAGGACAUUGCCCCUGGAAACCCGCACAGUUUGGAAGAGAUCCGGACGCCUCGGAGCGGGAGACAUGGGGCGCGAGACGACGAGAAGAGCGGAGGUGCUGCUGGUGGCACAACCGCUGACGAUGAGGAAGCUGAUCAAGCGAACGCAGGGUGGCGGUGGCUUGGGUUCUUAGGCUGGUAGACGUCCUUCGAUCUGCCAGACGCAACGACUUCACUAGCUUUGUUCGUUAUGGGAUACUACGGUAUGCAGCCCUGCUCAGCUACGGCGAAUACUGAAAGGAAACCAUGAUUAUGCACAACAUAGCUGAAUGAUGACAGAUUCCUUCUUAGUUCUCUGACCGUCUCGAUCAUGCAUGCACUGAAUUCGACGGGGUCAACAGAGUUCAAUAUAUUCACGAU
Molecule: messenger RNA, 6419 nt
Organism: Klebsormidium nitens
Lineage: Eukaryota; Viridiplantae; Streptophyta; Klebsormidiophyceae; Klebsormidiales; Klebsormidiaceae
Source: the annotation of a GenBank genome assembly